UCGGUUUUAGCAAGGUAGGGAAAUGGGCAUGGCGCUCGCUCGCUAGAUUGUAGCUCGCGCGUCCAUCGGUCGGCAUGUGGCGGUGAUCGCAGGAUGGAGCGCUCGAUCUCCAUGGAGAGCUGGGAGGAAAUGCAGCGCCACGGGCAGGGAUUCAUUGCCGAGAAAUUUAAUUCCCUGGCCCAGGGAUUGGGAUGCAUGCUCCAGAGCCACAUUCGAUCCUCCACUGGGGUUUGCGUGCCACAGGCCGACGAUGCGAGCCGGCAAGAGCCGCAAAGCUGGGGCAUACGAUUGAAUUUGCCAUGGCCGUUCAUGGAGCAGCAGCAGCAGCAGGAACAAAGAAGUGAGAACGAGAGAGAGCGAGCUCAAAUCUCUGGCAAGGGGCCGCUUCUUCCCAUUACUCAUAGAGCUCCGGAAAUCUCCUCCGCGUUUUUGGAGCUCGGGAACAGGCUGGGACAAGCUCGAGCGGAUCUGGGGGCAUGCGUCGGUGGUUUCGUCGGCCAUGUCGUGAAUCAGUUCCACAAAGCUCCGCCGGGAUUGAGUUCCGGGAAUUCGCUUCCUCUUCAUUGUGGGUCGGAGGAUGGAUUGGCCGGAGGAACUAUGGAGUGGAAGGACAGUAGCAGCGAUGCCGGUGUCAUGCUGAACUCCUGGCAAAGUCCGACUAGCGCAAGGCAAAGGAGGAUGGAAGAAGGACUGAGAGAAGCUCAUGUUGUCACUGCAGAGGCGCCAGCUUCUUACGAGGCUUCUAGAGAGGAGCUAGUGGCAGCCAUCACCAAGUCAUCGAAUCAAUUCCACAAGCAGAGUAGCAUCACUGUAACUACGACUUACGAUAGUAGGACUCAGGACAUCGAGAGCUCGGUCGUCGCAAGGGGGGACCUGUGGAGGGCCGAGGCGUCCCAUGGAGGAGCUUCCUCGAGCAAUGGUUCGUCUCCUUUGUUCCUCUUGCAAAUCGGGCCUAUCCUGUUUGUCCGGGACACAACGCUUCUGUUACCGAUACAUUUGUCCAAGCGUCACUUGCUGUGGUAUGGCUUUGAUCGAAAGAAUGGAUUGCAUUCCUUGUGCCCGGCUAUAUGGUCCAAGCAUCGGAGAUGGCUGCUCAUGUCAAUGAUCUGUUUAAAUCCUCUGGCAUGCUCUUUCAUGGACUUGCAGUUUCCAAAUGGUCAGAUGACGUACGUAGCGGGCGAAGGUGUGUCCGGGAGCGCUUUUCUUCCAGUUUACGGUGGACUGCUGCAAUUACAAGGUCGGCAUCCCGGAGAAAGCAAACUCAGCUUCUCAAUCAAGAAUCAAUGCGGGACGAGAAUCUGCCCGUCCCUCCACUUGCCAGAAAAAUCAGUGUCUGUUGGAGUUACUCAGCCUCUAGCGUGGCAGAGGUCGGGAUUAAUGCUGAGACCCACUGUACAGCUCAGUGUCACUCCAACUUUCGGUGGACGAAACGCCGGCUGGAGGGCCGAGGUUGUACACUCACCAAAGGAAAAACUCAGCGUUGCUUGUGGCUGCUCGCCCACGCUGGAGCCAUCGGCAUUUGCAUCCAUCUCGGUGGGCCGAUCGAAGAGAAACGGUGAACACACCGGAAGUUCUGGCCUAGUUUUGCAAGUCGAGACCCCGCUCGAGAAUCUGCGACGAGCUUCGUUCUCUCUGCAACUCAGCAGUAGUGUGGAGUUUUAAAGGAGAGAGGUAUGUGUAUAAACACUUACUGUUUAUAUGGCUAUGCUAGCUUCCCUGGCGUGUACAAAAGCUCUAGCUAGCUAGUAGUAGGAGUAGUAGCACAGAUCCAGAGAUCGAUCAAAUCGUAAAGAAAAAGGGAAAGUUCCUCAA
Selaginella moellendorffii is the source of this 1812-nucleotide messenger RNA. RefSeq lists its product as uncharacterized. The record is from RefSeq and is a predicted model, not a curated record. Bases 94 to 1662 code for a protein of 522 amino acids. The transcript has 7 exons. Lineage: Eukaryota; Viridiplantae; Streptophyta; Lycopodiopsida; Selaginellales; Selaginellaceae.